Molecule: messenger RNA, 1107 nt
Organism: Prorocentrum cordatum
Lineage: Eukaryota; Dinophyceae; Prorocentrales; Prorocentraceae
Source: the annotation of a GenBank genome assembly
AUGCGGCCCCGGGAGGCCGACUUGACCAGGAGCGUGGCAGGUCUGGGCGUGCUCGCGCUGCCGAUGAGCGAAGUAUGGGAGCACUCUGACCGUGCCGACGAGCCCCGCCACGGCCAUGCCCCAGAGGAGGAAGAGGCCUCCGGGCAGGCCUCGGAGCUGUCCUGGGCACGGAGCUCGGGCGUUGCCCGGGGGAAGCUGGCCCCCUUCGCGCCCUGGGGCCGGGACCCGCUGUACGGCGGCUUCCCCGUGAGCGUCCUGCGGGAGAUCACGAUCCUCAGGAGCCUGGGCAACCAAGCCGACAUGUUCGUCGUCGAGCGCCUGAGCUCACGCGUGACACAGGUUGCGGAGGCGGUCAAGAACACGGAAGUCUGGGAGCGGUCGGUCCCAUGCCCGUUGUUGACCAAGAAGUAUAACCAGUUGGCCGCAGGCGGGCUGCACUUCGCGAGCGGCCUCAUUGGCCCCCGAGGGUCCCUGCCUGAUUACCCCGCUGCCGCCAUCGCCAGGGGCGUGCGGCUCGGCACCGCACCGGCGGUGCGCCCCGCGCGCCCCGGGGCGCAGCGGCCCAUGCGCUCCUCGCAGGCGGUGCUCCGGCUGGCUGGGGGCCUGGUGUGCGCGCUGCUGUGCGUGUGCGCGGCGCUCGCGUUCGUGGCAGACGCCGCGGCCGCGCUGGCGAGAGGCGAGCUGGCCACGGCGGCGCACGCGCUCGCCGAGUGCCUGCUCAUGGGCGUUGGGGGCGCGGCAGGGGUGUCGGCCGAGAUCCGGCCGCACCCGCUGAUCAGCGAGAACGCGCCCUUCCUGUCCGGGCUGGGCGGCCGGGCGGGCCUCUACCUCUUCCUGGGGAUGUUCGUGGUCGGGCGGAAGCCGGGCGGGCUGCAGGCUUGGCUCGACUCCUUCGUAGGCGUGUGCCUGAUGGGCGUCUCAGCCGCCGGCGUGGCGUUCGCGCGCCGGCUCAGCGGCCUGCCGCCGGGGCUCACAGAGCCCGCGCUAGGACGUGAGAUGCAGGGCCCGGGGCCGCGGCCGGGCCCGGCGGGCCCGGCGUCGGCCCCGCCGGGCGGCGCGCAGCCCGCGGCGCUCGCGCACGAUCGCCAGGAGUCGCCGUUCUCGUGA